AUGAUUGAACCAUCCAACAUCAGCACGGAUCGGCCCGUUUGCCUUGUCUUCGGCCCCCAGGCUUCCGAGGUUGAGGAAACUUUAUUUUACAUAAGCCACAAUAUCGAAGAAAAUCCAUCGUUGGGAUUCCUCAAGGAUGUCUUGCAAGAACUACCGACUUUAUGGUCCACUAUUACAGAGGCUUGGUCCUCUUUGUCCUCGAUCCCGGCUGUGACACAACUUACUGUGCUAGCUGAAUGUGUUCGGGGAGUGAUAGUGGCUCCAGAAAAUGCAACGAACGUGCUCCUGACGCCCCUCACUGUCAUUCGGCAGAUAAUUGAUGCAUGGAAAUUCAAGGAAAAUUCCCAAAGCGGGUGCAGACUCGUGGAUACCCAGGGAUUCUGUGUCGGCUUCUUAGCGGCGGCCGUAGUUGCAUGCUCAAAUGAUUCCAGGGAAUUUGAGGAAAUCGCAUCUACCAUGAUCCGACUGGCUGUUUGCAUUGGAGCAGCAGUCGAUCUAAAUGGCCUUUUGCAUGGUCAGGCCCGGUCCGUUGCUGUAAGAUGGAAGUCCGCGAAUGAAAAUGAACAACUCGAUCAAGUGUUGGCUAGCUCUUCAACGGGCUACAUUUCCUGCUUUACGGAUACAACCUCAGCCACAGUUACAGUCGCGGAGGAUGAAUUGGAUGAUUUGAUCAAGGAGCUGGGAGGUCAUGGAUUGUCGGUGAAAACCAUCGAUCUGAGAGGAAGAUUUCAUCAUUCGAGCCACAUCACAGCUGUUGAACACCUCACAGAUCUCUGUGAGACAGACGAAAGGUUCCGAUUGGCAAGCAGUGGUCCCUGCGUUCUUCCACUAAGGUCCAACAUUGACGGCCGUGUGAUUGCAAAAAGAUGUGCCAUUCACAAAACUGCCUUGGAAUCAAUCCUGACGAACCCUUCCCAAUGGGCUAUGACUGUUUCAGCCACAGUUGAGCAAACAGCAGAGGGAACCGACCACGAUUUGCGUCUUGUCGCCAUUGGAACUGGCCAGUUUGUUCCACGUCCGGUCAGAGCCCGUGUUCUAGAUAACAUUAACAACAAAUCAUCGGACAUCACAGAACAUGGAAUGCUGCCAAAUGGAAUCCACAAAUUAUCCUCCAACACUGGAUCUGGGCGCGAGACCCAUCUCACUAAGAUCGCUCCAGGCGGGAUAGCAACACCAAUUGCAAUCACUGGCAUGGGAUGCCGAUAUUCCCAAGCAGAUUCUCCAGAGCAACUGUGGGAGAUACUCGAAUUGGGACUUUGCGGCGUCAGCGCACUUCCCAAUGAGCGAUUCAAGAUGGACAGUCUUCUACGCAAGCCUAAAGGGCCUUUUUGGGGGAAUUACUUGGCAAAUCCUGAUGUUUUUGAUCAUCGGUUCUUUGGUAUCUCAGCCCGAGAAGCAGAGGCUAUGGACCCCCAGCAACGACUCCUUCUUCAGGUUGGGUAUGAGGCCAUGGAGUCAGCUGGAUAUUGUGGUAUUCGCACGUCCGAUUUGCCGAACAAUAUUGGUUGUUAUGUUGGUGUUGGCUCAGAUGACUAUACUGACAAUGUUGGAUCGACCAACGCCAACGCCUUUUCAGCCACAGGAACACUUCAGGCAUUUUGCACUGGCCGUCUAAGUCACUAUUUUGGCUGGACUGGGCCAUCAGUCGUGGUUGACACCGCAUGCUCUUCAGCUGCAGUGGCUAUUCAUCUUGCAUGCAAGGCUUUACAAACUAACGAAUGCUCCAUUGCUGUGGCAGGUGGUGUAAAUGUCAUGACCAGCCCCAGGGUGACACAAAAUCUAGCGGCAGCAUCCUUUUUGUCACCUACCGGUGCUUCGAAGGCAUUUGAUGCGGCGGCCAAUGGUUAUUGUCGUGGAGAGGGCGCAGGACUGGUAGUUCUACGACCCCUAGCAGACGCAAUUCGUAACGGAGAUCCCAUUCUUGCUGUCAUUGGCGGGUCGGCGGUCAAUCAGGGAUCGAACCGUUCUCCGAUCACUGUCCCAGACUCGGACUCCCAGAGGUCUCUAUAUGAGAAGGCCCUCAUGGCAUCUGGGACUCCUCCAGAACAUGUUACUUAUGUUGAGGCACAUGGCACAGGCACCCAAGUGGGUGAUCCAAUUGAGUUUGACAGCAUCCGCAAAGCAUUUGGAGGACCUUUCCGCAGUGAAAAGAUUCAUGUCGGAUCUAUCAAAGAUAACAUUGGCCACACCGAAACAGCAUCAGGGGUAGCUGGUCUACUCAAGACUGUUUUGAUGAUGCAAAAACACCAGAUACCCAAGCAGGCCAAUUUCGUUCAAUUGAACCCCAAGAUUCCUGCACUGGACGAUGCAGCAAUUGCGAUUCCAACCAAGUCUAUCCACUGGCCCUCUGCUGCUACUUUGAAUGCUGUGGCGAUGGUCACCAAUUAUGGCGCUGCAGGAAGCAAUGCAGCUCUUGUUGUGAAGCAAUACAAAGCGAGAUCUGAAAGCUCGAACACAUUACUUCCUCCCAGCGAAGUGCCCGUUUUCUUGGCAGCAACAUCUGCUGAAUCACUCAGGUCAUACUGCAAAGUCCUACUUUCAAGUGUCCGGAAUGCACAGCUGAGCAGUUGUCAAGACAUGGCUUAUAACUUAGCAAUCAAGCAGAGCAGAGUAAUGGAUUACAUUUCGACAUUUACCAUUCCUGCAGAUCAACCCAAUGAGCUUCUUGCAAAGCUAGAGUCAAUAUCAUGUGAGACCACCACACUCAAGAAACAACUGGCUCCUCGUCUGCCCGUCAUCCUGUGCUUCGGCGGACAGAAUGGGAACGAAGCAACGCUUUCCGAAGACCUUUUUAAUCGCUGUGAAUUGCUUCAAUAUUAUCUGAUGGAAUGUGAGAAGGUUUGUCAAACUCGUGGCCUUCCGAGCCUGUUUCCAAGUAUUUUCCAACCUGGUCCUAUUGAAGAUACCGUUAGCCUUCACUGCAUUUUGUUCUCAAUCCAAUAUGCAUCAGCAAAGUCAUGGCUAGAUUCUGGACUGGAAGUGGACCGAAUGAUAGGCCACAGCUUUGGCCAACUUACGGGACUUUGCGUGGGUGGCGGAUUAAGUCUGUCAGAUGCUCUCUAUCUUGUCUCUGAGCGAGCCAAGAUGAUUCAAACCAUGUGGGGAUCUGAACGUGGAGCUAUGCUCUCAGUGGAAGGAACAGAGGCCGAGGUGCAGAGUUUGUUAGAUCAUGCGACACAGCGUAUGGAUGAUGCAGCAGUGGAUGUCGCUUGCAUUAAUGGCCCACGCAAUAUUAUAUUGGCGGGAGAUGAGCGAUCCCUACAAAUGAUUGAGCAACUGUCGUCGGAAACUCCUUCCCCCUUGCUUCGCACAAAGAGAUUGAAGAACACACAUGCCUUCCAUUCCCGCCUGGUGGAUAGUAUCAUUCCUUCUCUGACUGAGGUAGCCCAACAGCUUGAAUACAAGCCACUGUCCAUUCCUCUUGAGGCAUGUUCUCAGGAUGGAGACUGGUCUUCUGUCACGCCAGCCAAGAUUGUGGAUCACAGCCGCGGACGUGUUGACUUCCAGACAGCCGUCAAGCGAGUGGCCCAGAGGGUACAAGGACCUGCUGUCUGGCUGGAGGCGGGGUCCGCAUCUCCCAUCAUCCCGUUGAUACGACGAGUUAUCGACGCAGUGACAGUAUCCUCAAAGGAGCAUGUCUACCAGGCACUGGACCUUGGAGGCCCGCAGGCCCAGAAAAGUCUUUCACAGGCUACUUGCAAUCUGUGGUCUAGGGGUGUGAAAGUACAGUUCUGGCAGUUCCACGAUUCCCAGGCCAGAAAUUACAACUGGAUCAACCUCCCACCUUACCAAUUCGCCCAAACACGUCACUGGAUUGAAUAUGACCCAACUGCCUUUGCACCGUUGGCAAAAGAUAAGCCAGCCUUGCCUGCUUCAGGUGGCCCCAGAGAGUUUGUACAGCUACUCACAAAACAGCCGACCGAGUGCAUUUUUUCCAUUAAUACGAAGGACCCUCUUUACCAAGAGUGUACAAAAGGCCAUGCAGUACUUGAUCAAAACCUUUGCCCUGCGUCUCUUUAUUUCGAGAUGAUUAUUCGAGCGGUAGGACUGAUUCGCCCAGGAAACGAUGCAUCACCAGCCAUGCCUCACCUUCAGAAUCUUGCCAUUUCGGCUCCGCUCGUUCUCAACCCAAGUGGAAAUGUUCUGUUGAGUCUAACUCGUACCCGAGUGGGAGACUCUCCAUGGUCGUUCUCCCUUUUCACUCGCGAGCCCAGCAAGACUGCAGUUACCACGCAUGCAACCGGCGAGAUCAGCCUACAUCCCUUCGGCCAAAACACACCUCUUUUCGUUCGCCUUCACACCAUGAACCGGUUGAUUGAUUUAUCUCGAUUAGACUCUAUCGCCGAUUCCCAAGAGUCGAGCGGCCUCAAGGGGUUCGCCGUAUAUCAAGCUUUCCGCAGAGUUGUAAAUUAUGCUGAUUGCUAUCGCGGCGUUGAACGAGUUUUCGCGACUGAGCAUGAGGCCGCUGGAAUCGUGAACCUCCUCUCGUCGCGAACAAAGGAUAGCGCAUGUGAUCCAAUGCUUGUUGACAAUUUCAUCCAAGUUGCCGGAAUUCAUGUCAACUGUCUUUCGGAGACGAAGGAAGAUGAGGUUUUCGUCUGCACCGGCGUUGGUGAAAUCUUGAUUGGAGAGGCUUUUAUGACGAGGGAUCCCGAUUCUUCGUGUUCAUGGGGUGUAUACUCCAACCUAGACCGAUCUAUUAAGAGCAAAGUCACCUGCGACACGUUUGUCCUAGAUCGGGAGACCGGCAAGCUCGCUGUCACUAUUCUUGCUGCGGAAUUCACCAGUGUCUCCAUCGCUGGUCUUGCUCGAGUUCUCAAAAAGUUGAACAAUCAACCCGACGUCAAAAAGGCUCCUCUUGAUGAUGAUUUCAAAGUGCAUACCAACCCUACCCUCCAGGAUGCACCAUCUGUUGUUCCGUCUUCUCGCCAAUCCGCCCCGGAAACUGGCCAUUUUGUGGUCGUCCAAGAGAUGCUCUGUGAUCUACUAGGAAUUGCCUCCGAGGAGUUGUUGCCAUCUUCGCAUCUCGAAGAAAUUGGGGUUGAUUCGUUGAUGCGGACUGAGGUUUUGGUGGAGAUAAAGAAGAGAUUCAACGUCAGCAUUGCUACCUCCUCGUUGGUUGAAAUUCCCGACAUCCAAACGCUGGUGCGGUCAAUUUUCCCGGAUGCCCAAACUCCUCUCACAAAUGGCGUUCAUCCACCAUUACAAAUCGAAACCUCAAAUUCAGAUGACUCAGAGAACAAUACUUACGCUAUGUCAACACCGAUUUCCGAUGAGGAAGUACAUGGCCUCAUUGACAUUGCACCUGGCCUCUUCGCCGAUAUACAGAGAAGUAUGGCGCACAGUCAAUCGACUCAGUGGAACGGCUUUUGUGAAUCCGUAUAUCCCAAACAGAUGGCCCUUGUCACAGCUUAUGUGGUAGAGGCUUUCAGGUCCCUCGGUGUCUCCCUGGACAGCUUUGAGGCUGAGGAUGUUAUCCCACAAGUCCAUGUGCUUGCACAGCAUGACCAGGUUCGAAACCAGCUUUACUCCAUCUUGCAAUUUUCCAAUCUCAUCCGGACCACUGACCGUGGCUUUGUGCGCACUACAAUUCCUGUACCCACGAUUGGAUCUGAUGUACUGCACGAGGAAAUUAUUCGCCUCUAUCCCCAGCACACGUCUGAGCACAACCUUCUUAGGACUACUGGCUCGCGACUUAGCGACUGCUUGACCGGAGCAGCCGACCCACUCUCUCUCCUCUUCCAAGAUGCAGAGGCCCGUCGACUGAUGGAAGAUGUGUACACAAAUGCUCCAAUGUUCAAGGCUGCAACUAACCACCUCGCCCAAUAUCUUGUCAAUCUGCUUGGUCGCCUGGAUACCACACGAGAAAUUAAGAUUCUUGAGAUUGGCGGUGGCACUGGGGGCACAACCAAAGCUUUGUUGAGUCAGCUCACUGCUGUCCCCGGUCUCCGCUUCCAAUACACAUUCACAGACCUUUCCUCAGGGCUCCUGACUCUGGCGCGCAAGAAAUUCAAGCAUUAUAGCUUCAUGAAAUACCAAGUCCUCAAUGUUGAACAGACUCCUACCCCAGAUAUGCUCGGUCAAUAUGAUAUUGUCCUAUCUAGCAACUGUGUGCACGCAACCCGCAAUCUUGUUCAGUCUUGUUCAAAUAUCAACAGGCUUCUACGGCCAGACGGACUUCUUUGCCUAAUUGAGCUCACACGCAACCUGUUCUGGUUCGAUCUUGUCUUCGGUUUGCUGGAAGGCUGGUGGCUCUUCGAGGAUGGUCGGCAACACGCCCUUGCGACCGAACACGUGUGGAAACAAACCCUUUCCCAGUCGGGUUUCCAAUGGAUUGACUGGACAGACAAUGACUCCGAGGAAUCCAAUGUGCUUCGGGUAAUCACUGCGUCGCCGGCCUCGGCCAUUAUUUUACCCCCGUCCCCCAGAAGCCCCUUGCCUCUUAUGAACGAGGAAACGGUUAUUUAUGGCAAGAAUGGUGAUGUGGAGCUUUCCGCAGAUAUCUACUACCCCCGGGAUCUUCAGCCUAUUGGAAAACCCCGUCCAAUUGCUCUUCUUAUCCAUGGUGGAGGUCACAUUAUGCUAUCGCGCCGGGACAUUCGCAUGAAGCAAGUGAAGAUGCUGCUCAAUGCAGGAUUCUUACCAGUCAGUGUUGAUUACCGGCUCUGCCCGGAGGUUUCCUUGACCGAAGGCCCAAUGCAUGACGUAUGCGAUGCCCUCCGCUGGGCUCGAGAUACCCUCCCCAGUUUGAAUCUUUCUCGUCCUGAUAUCCAACCAGACGGAACUCAGGCAGUGGUGGUUGGCUGGUCUACUGGUGCUCAUCUAGCCAUGACACUGGCUUGGACUGCUGAGGAGAUGGGUAUCGCUCCGCCUGACGCUAUCCUUGCAUUCUAUGGCCCUACUGACUACGAAGACACUUUCUGGUCUCAGCCUAAUUUCCCAUAUGGAAAGGACGCUGCCUCACCAGAAAUGAGCUACAACCUUUGGGAAGGGAUUUAUGAGACGCCAAUUACUGCCUACAAUCCUCCGGCCAACCAACAGGCCCUUGGUGGCUGGAUGUCACCAGCGGAUCCUCGCAGCCGAAUUGCAUUGCAUAUGAACUGGAAGGGACAAAGCCUGCCUAUGUUAUUGCAUGGAGGCCGCUUCUGGUCGGAUCACAAAGGUGGUGACUGUGGAGAGGAGUUGCCAGUUCCGACACUUGAAGAAAUUCAAGCUGUCAGCCCUUUGGCGCAGAUUCACAAAGGAACCUACAAGACGCCCACUUUCAUAAUUCAUGGAACCCUUGAUGAUCUCAUUCCGGUGGAACAGGCAAAAAGAACAUCCCAUGAGCUGGCUACAAAGGGCAUUGAGGUCGAACUCCGUAUUGUGGAAAAUGCUAUACACCUGUUUGACAUUUAUCCUGGUUUUGAGAAAGACCAAGCAGCUGCUCAAGCUGUUCAGGAAGGUUACGAGUUUCUGCGGGAUCAUGUUCGUUAUUAG
Messenger RNA from Penicillium vulpinum, 7479 nucleotides. Its product is annotated as CAZyme family CE10. The transcript has 6 exons. Gene Ontology annotation, molecular function: serine-type peptidase activity; fatty acid synthase activity; 3-oxoacyl-[acyl-carrier-protein] synthase activity. The record is from RefSeq and is a predicted model, not a curated record. NCBI's taxonomy places the organism in Eukaryota, Fungi, Ascomycota, Eurotiomycetes, Eurotiales, Aspergillaceae. Gene Ontology annotation, biological process: secondary metabolite biosynthetic process; fatty acid biosynthetic process; proteolysis. Bases 1 to 7479 code for a protein of 2492 amino acids.